Molecule: messenger RNA, 2078 nt
Organism: Cryphonectria parasitica EP155
Lineage: Eukaryota; Fungi; Ascomycota; Sordariomycetes; Diaporthales; Cryphonectriaceae
Exons: 4
Coding region: 1-1734 (577 amino acids)
Cellular component (GO): mitochondrial matrix
Molecular function (GO): L-glutamate gamma-semialdehyde dehydrogenase (NAD+) activity
Source: RefSeq, a predicted model, not a curated record
AUGGCUUCUCGCAGGGUCAGUCUCCUGUCCCUCAAUGCGAGGUCGGGUGCCCGUUCCAGCUCUCCCCUCCCUACACGCAGGGCAUCUGUGCUAGCGACCUUCAAGACACCAAAGGUCUUGAACGAACCAAACCACCAUUAUGCAAAGGGCUCUGCCCAACGGGAUGGGCUGCUGUCUGCGGUCCAGGAGAUGAAGGGCAAAGGCACGAUAGAGGUGCCGAUAGUAAUUGGUGGUAAAGAGGUCAAGACGUCUUCCACCGGCAAACAGCUCAAUCCAUCCAAUCAUUCAGAAGUUGUGGCGACAUACUCCAAGGCCGGUCCUGAGCAUGUCGAGCAGGCCAUCAGCUCUGCACUGGCCGCCAGGGAGGCAUGGGCAUCUCUUCCCUUCGCAGACCGAGCAGCGGUCUUUCUCAAGGCGGCAGAUCUGGUUGCUACCAAGUACAGGUACGACAUUAUGGCCGCUACAAUGCUGGGCCAGGGCAAGAACGCGUGGCAGGCUGAGAUCGACGCCGCCGCCGAGCUGUGUGAUUUUCUACGGUUCAACGUCCAGUACGCCGAGGAGCUCUACGCACAACAGCCUGCGCACAACGCCCCCGGCGUGUGGAGCAGGAUCGAGUACCGGCCCCUCGAGGGCUUUGUCUACGCCAUCACGCCUUUCAACUUCACCGCCAUCGCCGGCAAUCUACCUGGCCUCCCUGCCCUCCUGGGCAAUGUCGUCGUCUGGAAGCCAUCUGACUACGCCAUUGCCUCCAACUGGCUGCUCUACAACAUCUUCCUCGAGGCAGGACUGCCCAAGGACGUGAUCCAGUUCGUCCCUGGCGAGCCCGAGGAAAUCACCAAGGUCGUCCUGGGCCACAAGCAGUUCGCUGCCCUCCACUACACCGGCAGCACAGCUGUGUUCCGCAAGCUGUACGGCCAGAUUGGGGAGGGCAUCGCCCAGGGCCGGUACAUCGGCUACCCUCGUAUCGUGGGCGAGACAGGCGGCAAGAACUUCCAUAUCAUCCACCCGACCGCGGAUCUCGACAACGCAGCCAAGCAGACGGUGCGCGGGGCCUUCGAGUUCCAGGGCCAGAAGUGCAGCGCUACGUCGCGCCUGUAUGUAGCCAAGAGCGUCUGGCCGGCGCUCAAGGAGAAGCUGGUCGCGGAGACGGAGAAGCUCAAGGUUGGUGUGCCGUGGGAGGCGCAGAACUUUGUGGGUCCCGUCAUCCAUGAGGCCUCCUUCAAGAAGCUCAGCGGGGCCAUCGACGCCGCCAAGGAUGACAAGGAGCUCGAGCUAGUCACCGGUGGCCGGUACGACGACUCCAAGGGCUACUACGUGCAUCCCACCAUCUAUCAGACGACGAACCCAGCGCAUUCUUAUCUGAGAAGUGAGUUCUUUGGACCGAUCCUCACGGCGUACGUGUACGACGACAGUCAGCCCGACGGGUUCGUCAAGGCGUGCGAGCUGGUGGACUCCACGUCCGAGUAUGGCCUGACGGGCUCGGUGUUUGCAGCCGACCGCGCAGUUGUGAGGGUCGCAGAGGAUGCGUUGCGCAAUGCGGCCGGCAACUUCUACAUCAACUGCAAGAGCACCGGCGCGGUGGUGGGACAGCAGCCGUUCGGGGGCGCAAGGGCCUCCGGCACCAAUGACAAGGCGGGAAGCGCGGCGAUCAUGGGCCGGUUUGUCAGCAUGAGGACCAUGAAGGAAGAGUUUGGGGCGACCACCAGGGUCGAGUAUCCGAGCAAUGAGGUCUGAGCGUACGAUCAAGUACGGGGAAGCCAUUCCGACAAUUGCAUAUCGGCACAUUCAUCGAAUCUUCCAAAAAUGGAACAGGAUGGUUUGCAGUUCAAGGUUACGAUCGGCAUGUGACAGGCAAAAGUGGUCUAGAUGUGCCGGGUUUCCUCUUACAGCUCAGCAGCACAAGAGCAUGAUGCUGCCCCGUUUUGGGAUGAAGGUCGCAGCACGUGAGCAGUGUCACGAGUGUGGAAGGACCCGGGGUUGCUGCAGGUGAGCACGUGGGUACCUCUCAGGCCAGGAAGCUUGGAAAAGUGGUCCUGUCUGAAAUCGCUAGCCAGCCAAUGUUCAUCUUGAUUCGAAUC